UGAGCCAACUCAUUUGUUUAUUUAUGUUGUCGAUAAAAAAAAAUGUGAGUUUACGUGUGUGUGGUCGUAAUACUACAUCAUAGCUAUGCUAGGUUGAAACAUUUAAUAAUGUUACGUGAAAUGAUUUAAACACCAGUCAAUCUUCCCUCUUGUCGACAAGAGACUAACAGCCAAACUCACUCAGUCCCUGUGGAGUGAGAGACCAUGGGCCGGCUGGAUGAAGCCGCCAAACACAAGGUGGUGGAGCUGCGGAAGGCUGGUCUCAGUUUCCGUAAGAUCAAAGCUGUGCUGGAGCUGGAGAACAUCAAGGUGUCUGCCCAGGCCAUCUACCUGUUCCUGAGGGAGUUUCAAGGGAGGCCGCCAGGGAGGGUUAGACCCAUAGAGGCUGGAAGCAGCACAUCACCUGCACAGGUGCAGCCUCGAGCCGGGCCAAUACAAGAGAGCUGGAGUAACGUCCGUCUUCAAAAUCUUCUGCGGGAGGCAUCUCACCAUGCCGGCUUUACAGCAGCUGCAAAUUUUGCCAAACAGACGUCCACAAAUCCAGAUACUGGGGCAACGCCAUCCGGGUCCGGGGAGAGCAGUGGAGGCAGCAGGCCGGAACAGCAGCAGGAGGGAGAUAAGGAAGAAAAUGACAUCCAGAUUGUUAGUGUCACCUCCCUUGCACAGAGCAGCCAACAAAGAGGUCCCCAGUCCACUGUAACAAGAGCAGAGGCGAGUGCUGUGUCUUCCACACAAACAGCUUCUGCGGCAUCCAUGAGGAGGAGAGUUACGCCUUCUCCGGCCAUCAAUUCAAUGCUGGCGGCUCGAAAGAGGCUCUUGGAUAAAGCGCUGUCACACAGGAUGAAGUCGUUCCACCAGGUGGCAUCAUUGUUGAGGAGAGAUCACUCUAGUGUUCAAGGUGCUGAUGUGAGAAGUGCGAUGCCACAACCACCUGAAACUUACGAUCUGACAACUGAAAAGACUGUUAUGGAAGGCCAGUCUGGUGGAGGCAGUGCCCCCAGGCGUUUCCUCACACAGAGACCAGGUCUGUCUGUCCGUUCCCUUCACCCUCCCCCUCGGGUCGGCAUUCGUCUUCCUAACCGGUCACCGGCACCUUUAACAUCCUCAGCUCCCGGGGUUGCCGUCAUCCGUCUGCAGACCCCUGGAGGCCAGGGCGCCACUCGUAGUGACGGGAACCCGAGCCCCCAGCAGGCAGUCCAGGACACGGGAGGGAGAGGCGGCCUACAGGAACAGAUUCAGACCCUGGGCUCUGAAGUGCGCAGCUUGGGUCAGGCAGUGAAGAUGCUGGUGGAGCAGCAGUGCUGCCUUGAGAGGGAGCAGGCGCAGCAGACACACAUUCAGAAGCAGAUCCUCAGCACUCUACAGAGCCUCGCUGCCAAAUUGGGACGUUGUAGCGUUGUCCAGCAGCAGCACAACAAAACUCCAUCACCCUCUGGUUUGCCAACGGCGUCUGCAUCUACCUCUUUCAGCCAAGACACCUUCAACUUCAGUCAAGGCACAUACACUCAGUGCAGCCAAACCCAGCCAAGCUACAACUCGUUAGAGAGUUUAGAAAACGUAGAGGCCUUUAAACUGCCAGGACUGAGCCCUUCAAGCAUGAACGGGUUUCCACCAUGUAGCAACGCUGAUAACCUCACACUUACUCACACUCCCCCUCAAACACAACAAUAUGCAGCGGUGUACCCACAGCAAAACAGUCAAACACUCAUGCCACCCUACACACAGUCCUAUGUCCCCACAUACAGCCAGUCACAUUCUCAGACUUUCAGAGCAUCAGAAAGUAAAACUUCAGAUUACCCAAGCAGCUGCUCAGCAAGGACUCUCCAGGACUGCAGCGUGUCCACACAGCCGGUGAUGAACUCUAACCAUUCUUCACAGGAUCAGCAGAUCAAUAUUAUCAAAGUGGAAGGACCUUAAAGGCCUUCACAUGCCACACAGUGUUUUGGGACCAUAAGGGCUCGGAUGUGCUUUUUUUUAGGGUCAUUUUAGAGUAGUUAUUUAAGAGACUCAUGUUUUUACAAUGAACAUAUACUGUACAUUUCUUAAAUUAAUUAAUUUAAUUACAUUUUAACAGAGUACAAACAGCAAUAGGAUGCAGUG
Messenger RNA from Epinephelus fuscoguttatus (brown-marbled grouper), 2100 nucleotides. RefSeq lists its product as uncharacterized. Lineage: Eukaryota; Metazoa; Chordata; Actinopteri; Perciformes; Serranidae. The coding region runs from base 205 to 1917 and encodes 570 amino acids. The record is from RefSeq and is a predicted model, not a curated record. The transcript is spliced from 4 exons.